CGGGUCGGGGCCGGCCGGCCAGCGCCGGGCGCCUACAGCAGCCGCCAUGGAUGGCCACGGCGACGGACAGAAAAAGAACAGCCGCCUCGAGAGCUUCCUGCUCAGGAAGAUGACGCCGGCCUGUUACGAGUCCAUCAGGUACUACGAGCCGUGCAUCCUCCGGCGCGGGAAGACGGUCCAGAACAUGCAGACGGCUGUAGUGACGGAGGCGGCCCUCUUCUGUGUGGAACAGCCGCCCAAGAGUCUCCAGCAGCUCGUCAAACUGCCGGACAUUGUCAGCAUCGAGCGGGUCCAUGACGUGGUGGAGUUUCUCCGUGAGCCUCUGAGGAGUAAAGUCCAACACGUCCGGAUCGAGUACCGUCCGUCACCCGGUCCAGGGGCCGCCGGCCCGCCACCGAUGGUCCGUCGCCGUAGCGGUGACGGCGCCUCAGAGCGGCGGCGGACGCUCAGCAGGCUCGAGGAAGAAGUGGAAGAGCUGGGUGGUCGGCUAGGACUGGCCGGCAGGACAACCCCCGGCGAGCGGCACACGCCAGACAGUGGCACUCGCAGGUGCCACACCCCCGGCUCGCCGGUGCGGGAGGGCAGCUCACUCCUGGAGUUGUUGGAGCGGCGGCACGCGGCCGGCAGCCCGGAGCCGCCCGGCCGCCGGCGCUGCGGAUCUCCGGACAGCCGCGGCGGCCCGGCGCGACUCUGCCCGCCCGGGCCCGCCACCCCCAGCCGCGGCCUGCCCCGCUCCCAGAGCGCCCUGCCCGCCUACAACAGGUCGUCCAGCAUGCGGGUUGAGCUGCCGGAGCGGUCCCGCAGUGUGCUGGACCGGCCCCUCGCUGACAGGAAGUCGAAGAAACGGUCUACGAGCCUGGAUGACGUGCGCGGCCCGGCGACGCUACCGCCACCCGAGGUGUAUCAUAUCUACCUGCUCCAGGGAACAUCACUGUUCCAGAGGCAUCUCAAGACGGCAUGGAUGGCACGACUGAUUAGCGGCACCCAGGCCCUGGAGCAGCCCUCGCCGGAGCCCGCCGUCGAGGUCGACCACCGCCAGCUGGACCAGUUGUUUGACGACCUGCGCAUCAGCCUGCUCACCUCCGGAGACCCCGAGCACAAGGCCGGCCUCGUGCACGAGCUCAAAAUCGGCGCCUCUCAGUACAAACGUGUGCGCAGGCUGUUCUGGAAGGACGUCCGCCUGUUCGAUAUGCUGACCUCUGAGCUCACGUCCUACCUGCUGUCGACGAGCUCGUUCGACCUGCUGGACGACGGAGACGAGGAGCAGGGUCUCAGAGACCGAGAGGAGGAGCUCGAUCACGUGGUGCUUCUGAUGGAGACCCUGGGCGCGCUGCUCCGAGAUGUGGAGGCCAUGCCACAGGCUGCCAAGACUCUGCUGCAGGAGAAGUCUGCCCGUCUGACCGGCCUCCUGCGCGCCCUCCUCACCCGUCCCUGGGUACCGGGACGCUACCUCAGCACCGCCAAGUACAUGCUCUCCGACUUCCGCGAGUUUGUCGCCGCCAGCUGGGACAACUUACCAGAAGCAGAGCUGAUCAAGCUGCUGGCCGAGGUGACCAACACCUGCACGGGCACGCUGUACGAGCUGCUGCAGGUGCUGCAGCACGUGGACCCCAGCGGAGCGGCACUGCGUCAGAGCCUGAGCGCAAUCAACCUGGAGCACCACCUGAGCGCGGCGGUGACCCAGCUGCUGGCGUUCCUGUACCCGGCACGCGCCAGCACCUGGUCACCCGGCGAGGCGGUGCUGGUCUACCAGCACCUGAUCGUGAUGCAGACACUGACCAGCAGCCUGCCCACCACACUGGCCUUCAUACAGCGACAGUUCACUGAGGAGUUCAGGUACUACGUGAACCCAGUCGUGGUGGGUCACAAACUACCAGCGCGAUACCCGAUUCGACAUCAGCUACUGCACGUAAUGGAGACCCUCGCCAAAAAGAUCGGUGUGCCGGGUCCGGCGGCCGGGGCCAUCCGUCACCGUGGACCGUUCCAGUCCUGAGGCGGCCGCAGAGCAGCGAGGAAUGGAGACGGGCACAGCCGCAGGCUCAGAGGCGACGUGUGCUCGGUAGUACCUCAGCAACACGAAUGAGGAAGUCGAGACAAGUUCACAUAUCUCACUAAUGACAGACCGCCCAGCGUUGGACGCGGAACGAUAUGCAAUGAUAGUGUGCUCUUAAAUAUCUGUGCAAGUCUGGAUUGGGGAAAACGCUGCAAGCGCUCUUAUUGCAUUAGCCUUCAUCCUUCCGUCCCACUCAAAACAUAUCGAGAAGUUGAAAACACUGAGACCCGUCCAAUGUUCACCUACCCACCAAAUGAUUAGACCUACCCACCGUCUACCCGUCCCUCGUCAAAACUUUACGACGGCACUUGCAAUAAGACGGCCGUUUUAGUGUAAGCAGCGUCUUAGCAUUCCUCACCGAUGAUACAUAUUUUGCGUCUAACCGGCCCCCUCGACUCUUGAGGCAGGCUGGAGGAUUAUCUAGAGCCUAAGACUGCAGACUAGUCUGGAUUUCGAAUAGGCGGCUGAAGUUCAGCCCUCAGAUAUUUACCCGAAUACGCCCUGCCCGCGCUGAUUUUAAAACGAGUGUGUGAAUGUGACCGAUAGAAGUGAACUGGUUGGUUAUCCUUCACAGGAUGGCAAGUGCCUAGCUUAUAUGUUAGCUUCAUCCUCAACGGAUCAAUGAUCUAUGCCAUGAUGCCAUAUCUCUUGUUGUUCGUUUCGUUGUAGACAUAGGCGUAGGUUCGACACAACAGCGAGGCCAGUGAAGACGGAACUGCGAUUUAACCCGCAGGGACGUCAACUGUCCCAAGAUGCAAAUGUUUUGCUUUUAUUUCUUGGGUGAAUCGUCAAUUGAUGUUUGUUUUUCUCGCUAAGAAGGCGUGAGGACCCGAGCGAAGUAUGAGGCCGAAAGGUGCGGGUCCCCGGGCUCUGCCGUUCCUACGCCUGCAGUUUGUGAGUGGACUCUGCACGCUGUCGACGCUCGCGCUGUUGAUAGGGUCGGCUCUCGCGGCCACGGGGUGCUCCGUGCCACCGUAUCGGCUGGUGGAGUGAGUCCGUGCUCCGUCCGACUCCGCGGGCCGCGGCCUGAGCGUGUGCUACGAUUGUGAUAGUGUCGUGCCAUUAAUAAAUGCCGAGUGUAUCGGGUCGGCCAAA
Molecule: messenger RNA, 3148 nt
Organism: Amphibalanus amphitrite
Lineage: Eukaryota; Metazoa; Arthropoda; Thecostraca; Balanomorpha; Balanidae
Exons: 11
Coding region: 47-1993 (648 amino acids)
Source: RefSeq, a predicted model, not a curated record